Mya arenaria is the source of this 5206-nucleotide messenger RNA. RefSeq names its product cAMP-dependent protein kinase catalytic subunit 1. Gene Ontology annotation, biological process: peptidyl-serine phosphorylation. The record is from RefSeq and is a predicted model, not a curated record. Gene Ontology annotation, molecular function: cAMP-dependent protein kinase activity; ATP binding. NCBI's taxonomy places the organism in Eukaryota, Metazoa, Mollusca, Bivalvia, Myida, Myidae. The coding region runs from base 584 to 1717 and encodes 377 amino acids. Gene Ontology annotation, cellular component: cAMP-dependent protein kinase complex; nucleus. The transcript is spliced from 14 exons.
GGAAUCCGCUGUGGGCUUAAGAGGAGGCUUGAUUGACUGAAUGCUCCGGGUUUAUUCCGACUAUAUUCGGAUACAGUGCAAGUUGUGAACAUUCUUGAAAUUCUGAAGAUCAAUUGGAUUAUUGGAUAAAAACAAAAUCCAACAGUGAAUCCGCUGUGGGCUUAAGAGGAGGAUUGAUUGACUGAAUAUUCCGGGUUAAUUCAGACUAUAUUCGGAUACAGUGGGAGUUGUGAACAUUCGUGAAAUUCUGAAGAUCAUUUUGAUUAUUGGAUAAAAUACAUUUCAAAGAGGGAAAACGCUUUGGGUUUCAGAGGAGGAUUGAAUAAUUGAAUGCUCCGGGUUUAUUCAGAUUAUAUUCGGAUUGGGAAAUGUGAACAUUCGUGGAAUUCUAAAGCUAAAUUGGAUUGUUGGAUAAAACACAUUCUAAAGAGGUGAAAGAACACAGAUGUAGUCCUUAAGUAGCAACUAAUAGACGCCAACCCUGAUGAGAACUCACGGCCUCCAGACACGAUUUAGGACUAGUAGCAGCUAUCAAACCUAAGCUGACUGGUAGCCAGCUGUAGGGGAGCGAUCCGGCGCCAACAUGGCGGACAUCAUUCACAAGAUAUUCGGAAAGCAGAGUCACCAUGGCAGCAAACACUCCGACUCAGGGAAACGGGAGGACAAGGAGGUCGCGGAAGGAUACACUAAACACCAGAUGGAAUUCUUCAAGGAGUUUCUCGCCAAAGCAAAAGAGGAAUUCACACAAAAAUGGGAUCAUCCAGGCCAGAACACAGCGGGCCUCGACGACUUCGACAGGAUCAAAACUCUGGGUACUGGGUCCUUUGGUCGAGUCAUGUUAGUACAACACAAGACUAACAAAGAGUAUUUUGCCAUGAAAAUACUUGACAAACAAAAGGUGGUGAAGUUGAAGCAAGUGGAACACACAUUGAAUGAGAAAAGAAUCCUACAAGCCAUCACCUUCCCAUUUCUUGUUAGUUUAGAAUAUCAUUUUAAGGAUACCUCCAAUUUAUAUAUGGUGUUAGAGUUUGUUACCGGAGGAGAGAUGUUCUCCCAUCUAAGAAGAAUAGGAAGAUUUAGUGAACCACAUUCCAGAUUUUACGCAGCACAAAUUGUCUUGGCUUUUGAGUAUCUGCAUUAUCUGGAUCUCAUUUAUCGAGAUCUGAAACCGGAAAACCUACUCAUUGACUUUCAAGGGUACCUAAAAGUUACAGACUUUGGGUUUGCGAAGAGAGUAAAAGGCCGAACAUGGACGCUGUGUGGAACUCCAGAAUACCUCGCUCCAGAGAUCAUCCUCAGCAAGGGUUACAACAAGGCUGUGGAUUGGUGGGCACUCGGAGUGUUGGUGUAUGAAAUGGCCGCUGGCUAUCCCCCCUUCUUCGCAGAUCAGCCCAUACAGAUCUACGAGAAAAUUGUUUCUGGGAAGGUUCGAUUCCCAUCACACUUCAGCUCUGAUCUGAAGGACCUCCUGCGAUCGCUUCUCCAAGUAGACCUCACCAAGCGCUUCGGAAACCUGAAGAACGGAGUGAAUGACAUCAAGAACCACAAAUGGUUCUCCACUACUGACUGGAUUGCUAUCUACCAGAAGAAGGUGGAAGCUCCAUUCAUCCCCAAAUGCAAAGGGCCAGGAGACACCAGCAACUUUGACGACUACGAGGAGGAGCCCCUCAGGAUCUCAUCAACGGAAAAGUGCUCCAAGGAGUUUGCCGAUUUCUAGACAUCUUGUGUGUACGAGUCACAAAGACCAUUUUGUUGUUGAUUAAAAAAAAACAUGGUGUGACGCGUAAGCUCGUCAUCGGACAGUUUGAGUGAAGCCUUGUGGGCGGUUGGUCGGAGUUAGCAAAAGUGGCUGCUGAGAAAUGAUGACAAUGUCUCCAGAUAUAAUCCAAAUAAUCAUUCAUUGUUUGGAUAUAUUCUUUACCGUUCAUAUUGAAACAACAUUGAAGAAGAAUAGCCGAUUCAUGUGACAUCUCUGGUCAAUGUAAUGGAGAAGAACCAGAUGGAUGUGGAUUUAUUUUACGACUGUCCUGUCUAUUUAUGAGUUUUUUUAGUGAAUUCUUUUAGAAUGUUUGAUGGUUCAAGUAUUAAACAAUAAUAUAAGUGAUUAUAAAAUUAUUUAUGAAGACAUUUGUCAGCGAAGCUAGAAAAUGUGCGAAGACAUUUAUUGGACAUGGAAGGUUGCUUACAGUGGACGGACGGACGGCAAGGUUCCUUCCAGUGCAAUGCUGUGAGCAGUGUGUGUGAUUGUCUGAUUACCUAUAUGAUUGAAGCGUCCUUUCUGCAGUCUACUUUUUGGCCUGUUGAUGUACCAUCUGUAUCAAUAUUUCUCAGCUCUGUAUUCUGUUGUUACGGAUACAGUCUGAGCAUUAUAAAAAUUAUAUUGAUUUUUACUAUUUAAGGUUAAGCAUCUGUUAAACUUACAGUCCUAAACUGACAAUAACUUACUUAACAAAUCAAUUACCCUUUAUUCCUGAAAUUUUACAGAAAUGGAUUUAUGACUUAGUACUUGAUUGAAAAAUAAAUUGCUUGAGCUAGUACAAUAUGCUUUUAUUGAUCGUUUUGAACAAAGAGAAGUACUGACAACAACAGGGCAUUCAUUGUUUUUGUUUUAUGCGUAACUUUUUAAACUCUGACAUGAUUUCUUGAAAUAUUUUUCUAGUUAUUCCUUACAUGUUAGGCCAGUUAUGUUUGAACUUAGAUUUGAGUGUGAUAAUGUUCUGUUUAUGUUAGCAAUAAAAUCUUUAAAAGUCUGUAUAUUAUGUAAGUCAUCCGCGUUUUUACCAUUUCCAUCAUAUCUUUGUUAUUGUGUCAUACUUACAUUUGGACAUUGUCACAGGCAAGAGCAAGUAAAGCAUGCUUGAUUUAAACAAGGCACUUUUCCCCUUUUUCGAGAGGUUAUAGAACACUUCAUGUACAGGUAACAUGUGGGUAACUUUUUGUGCGCUACAUCAUACAGGUAGAUGUGGGUUAUUUCUUGUGCACAACGUGUAAAUGUGGAUUACCGGUACUUUUUGUGCGCUACAUCAUACAGGUCCAUGUAAAUGUGGGUGACUUUUUGUGCACUUUGUCAUUAAGGUACGUGUACCCUACACAUGGGUUGCGUCUUGUGAACGAUGUCAUCCAGGUAAAUGUACAUUCUACAAGUUCAAUCCCACAUAUGAUGGCACAAGGAAGGGAUUCAUGCGAUAAGCAUACACAUAAGUUUACAGUGAAGUUUGUUAACUAAUUUAUGAACCCAACUGUGGCUAAUGCAUAAAAGUGUAGAUACACAUAAGUAACUGUACACAUAGUGUUUUCCAACCUCUCUAUUGUAUCUAUAUAUAUAUAUAUAUAUAUAGGUAGCAGGGUAGGUGUACUUCUUACAGGUUGACACAAGUGGACAUAUUAAUUUUGUUUUUUGUUCAGUAUAUAAUUGUUCAGUCUUGAAUAAAAAGCAGUUGUUUGACAAGUUUUUACAUGUAUUACUUCUCCUUUCUGAUUAAACUUGCUUUGUGCAAGUGAAAGCUGUAUAGCAAAUACAAAAAUGAAAUAAGUAGCUUCAAUAAUAUGGUUGAAUUGAAAUACGUAGGGUGUAAAUACUUUCUGGAAUGACAUCUUGCUGUAAAUAUUCAUUAACCAGGCAGAUUACUCUUUUUCAGUGUUGUAACUGUUAAAAUGUGUAUUUUCAACUGAUUUGUACAUUGAAUAGCAACUUGGUGAAAUUGAAAUUAAAGGAGUAGUGUACUGUUUUUAAUCAUGUUACUACGGAUUGAUUUAUUAAAUUAUUUAUGUAUUUUUGGCAAUUUUUGAAAGGUUUGCUUGCUUUAUAGUAUAGUAUAUACUUGAAUUGCAAGAACAAAGAAUAUAUAUAUAUAUUUAUAUAUAAUUUCUUAAGUACAGUCGAACCCUGUUGGCUCCAAUUCCUUGUUGGCUCGAACUUGAUGUUAAGGACCGAUUUCUAUAUACUGAAUAUCAGCAUUCCUGUUUGGCUCCAUUUUUCCGAGACUCAAGGUAUUUUUGACGGUCCCUGGGAGUUGGAGCCAGUGGGGUUCGACUGUACCUAAGUCAAUUACAUAUGUUAGAAACAAACAGAAAAUGUUGUAUGCCAAAAAAAUAAUUUGAAAGAAAUAAUGGAUGUUUUGUUUUCAAGUAAAAAGUUAAUAUUUUGUACUGUUAAGUUGUGCAAAUGUCUGAUCAUUAUUGUCUAGAAUCCUAUGUAAUCUGUAUAUCAUUUAGUUGUAUAUGUUCAAAUUAAUUUAAAUAUUUGUCUGAAGGAAAUUUCUUCUAUCUGUCAAGUAAAUGAUUAUAAACAUGUAUAGAAUGAACUAAUUUUAUAAGUUUUUCAUUUUAUUGUGGUUGCAUGAUAUUGUUUAUAUAUAUUGUUAGUUGUUUGCUUGUUAAAGUGCUUUUUCAAUAAUAAUCUUCAUACAGUUAGCUCCAGUGGUAAAAACUUAACUGUUUUCAACAUUUGGAAGUUAAGACUUUAAGCUGUACUCUCACAGAUAUACUGUUUUUCCAACUUUUUUAUAUUUUGUCUUGAAAUUAGCAAAUGUUUGCGUAAAUAUCUGCUAACCAGUGAUGAAAGACUGCUGACAAAAGAUAAGAUCGCAGAUUUUCAUAUUUCCAUUCCAAAUUUAAUGUUUUAUGGCUUAAACUGUUACUAACGGUUUAAGAAAAAUGCAUAAAACAUCAAUUUUGGGUUGGAAAUAUGAAAAGCUGCGUUCUGAUCUUUUUUCAGCAGUCUUUUAUCACUGGUUUGCAGAUAUUUAGGUAAAAAAUUCCUCGUUCAAAAACAAAAAAUAAAAAAAAUGUCAAAAUGUUCAAUCUGUGAGAAUGCAGCUUUAAAGCCAGCCAGCCAGUUAAAUGGUUAAGUGAAGCAUUUUCGGAAUCGAGAAAAAAAUGGAAAUUUGGAAAUAAUAGAUAAAUAAGCAUAAAUUGAAUUAUAUUUUUUGUCUGGUUCAGCAUAUUAUAUCUGUAUAAUGUUGGUUUUCUAAUUACUAUCUGUUGUGGUCAAGAGGUUGGUCAAGCUUAUCUAUUUUGAUUGAUCGACGGCAUUUAACCUAGUUGAGGUAAUAUUCAUUGUUUGAAAUCAUUUUACAAACCUUGCAUUAAUCGUAACAUGUGUACAUGUUUUAAGCUAUAGUAUUAAAUAGGAAAUAAUGUUACUGGUCAUUAAUUUCAAUAUAAAUUGUAAGUCUUUUGGAAAUAAAAGUUUCCACAAUCUAAA